UCCAGGCUCUGCUCUUCCUGUCCGCGCGGAUCCCGCUGUUCUUGUCCCCACGGAUCCCGUGGAUCCUGCUGUUCCCCUCUGCGUGGAUCCCGCUGUUCCGGCGCUGGCUCUCCCCAGAUCGCUUCACUUCGCAGCUCUCCGUGCUGACAUGGUCACUCCACGGGGGCUUUGGCCGCCGGGCGGAUGGGGACAGCUGCUCCGGAGAGGCUAGCGGGCACAGCCUGGUAGGGUCCAUCUCGGAUAGAAGCGGAUGAUGCCAGAGCUAUGACAGGGACUGCAGUGUUGGCACGGAGGGGUGAUCAGUCAUGGAACAACUACAGGAGGAAGUACCUGAGGUCAGGGAAGAGGAGGAGGAAGAGGAAGAGGCAGUGACGGAGGCAAGCGGAGCCACGGAGCCGAGUGCAGGAGCAGAGAGCUCGCUGCCUUGCAGCAGCUACACAGACCUCUCGCAGAGCUCCUCGCCCUCGCUCUCGGACCAGCUGCAGAUGGGCUGCGAGGAGGUGGCGCUGAACGUGGAGUGCAGGGUGUGCGGGGACAAGGCCUCGGGCUUCCACUACGGCGUGCACGCCUGCGAGGGCUGCAAGGGCUUCUUCCGCCGCACCAUCCGCAUGAAGCUGAAGUACGAGAAGUGUGAGCGGAGCUGCAAGAUUCAGAAGAAGAACCGCAACAAGUGCCAGUAUUGCCGCUUCCAGAAAUGCCUCUCACUGGGCAUGUCGCAUAACGCCAUCCGCUUUGGCCGCAUGCCAGAAGCGGAGAAGAGGAAGCUGGUGGCGGGGCUGACAGCCAGCGAGAUCGGCUGCCAGAACCCGCACGUGGCCGACCUCAAAGCCUUCUCCAAGCACAUCUACAGCGCCUACCUGAAGAACUUCAACAUGACCAAAAAGAAGGCGAGAGGUAUCUUGACCGGGAAGGCCAGCAGCACCCCACAGCCGUUUGUGAUCCACGACAUGGACACCUUGUGGCAGGCAGAAAAGGGGCUGGUCUGGAAACAGCUGAUGAACGAGAUCCCCCCCUACAAGGAGAUCGGGGUCCACGUCUUCUACCGCUGCCAGUGCACCUCGGUGGAGACCGUGCGGGAGCUCACYGAGUUCGCCAAGAGCAUCCCCAGCUUCGUAGGCCUUUUCUUGAACGACCAGGUGACCCUGCUCAAGUACGGGGUGCACGAGGCCAUCUUUGCCAUGCUGGCCUCCAUCAUGAACAAGGAUGGGCUGCUGGUGGCCAACGGGAACGGCUUCGUGACGCGCGAGUUCCUGCGCAGCCUGCGCAAGCCCUUCAAUGAGAUCAUGGAGCCCAAGUUYGAGUUUGCCGUGAAGUUCAAUGCGCUGGAGCUGGACGACAGUGACCUCUCGCUGUUUGUGGCUGCCAUCAUCCUCUGUGGAGACCGGCCCGGCCUCAUGAACGUGAAGCAGGUGGAGGAGAUCCAGGAGAACAUCCUGCGAGCGCUGGAGUUUCACCUGCAGAGCAACCACCCGGACGCUCAGUACCUCUUCCCCAAGCUGCUGCAGAAGAUGGCCGACCUGCGGCAGCUGGUGACCGAGCACGCGCAGCUCGUGCAGAAGAUCAAGAAGACGGAGACAGAGACGUCUCUGCACCCGUUGCUGCAGGAGAUCUACAAGGACAUGUACUAAGGACCCAUUAUUUAUGAGAGACCGAAGCCAUGGAUUCCCAGCAAAACUCUUUGUGCAGACACAGAGAGAACCCUGCCCACGUCUUCCGUUUCUUCUCCUGGAAGCUUUUCUACGCAUUGCUGACAUACGGUACGGAGGGCGAGAUGCCCUCAGGUCCUGCAGCCGGGAGGCCAGGCCUUCAUUAGCACAAACUAACGAGCGGCCGGGCAGCCCGGGCGCUGCAGGCUCUGCUGUGGCCCUGCUCUCCCGCUGCUCCCGCUGGGCGCGGGGCCAGCACCAAGCGGCAGCACUUACAGCCCCUCUUUAUCUUCUCUCUGUGUUGCACUCUGAAGACGUAGUCCUGAGCCGCGAAGUUUAGGACAGCGUGAGGAAAGGAAACCUCUCUCUUUUCCAAAGGAAAGCGGGGAGGUAUCUGCAGACGGGUGGAGCUGUUUCAGCAGGA
Messenger RNA from Nothoprocta perdicaria, 2070 nucleotides. It is a transcript of the gene PPARD, whose product is annotated as peroxisome proliferator activated receptor delta. Lineage: Eukaryota; Metazoa; Chordata; Aves; Tinamiformes; Tinamidae. Bases 306 to 1628 code for a protein of 440 amino acids. The transcript has 8 exons. Gene Ontology annotation, molecular function: zinc ion binding; RNA polymerase II cis-regulatory region sequence-specific DNA binding; nuclear receptor activity. The record is from RefSeq and is a predicted model, not a curated record. Gene Ontology annotation, cellular component: nucleus. Gene Ontology annotation, biological process: hormone-mediated signaling pathway; regulation of lipid metabolic process; negative regulation of inflammatory response.